Messenger RNA from Lates calcarifer (barramundi perch), 1462 nucleotides. RefSeq names its product zona pellucida sperm-binding protein 3. Bases 232 to 1347 code for a protein of 371 amino acids. NCBI's taxonomy places the organism in Eukaryota, Metazoa, Chordata, Actinopteri, Centropomidae. Gene Ontology annotation, cellular component: extracellular matrix. Gene Ontology annotation, molecular function: acrosin binding. The transcript has 8 exons. Gene Ontology annotation, biological process: binding of sperm to zona pellucida; egg coat formation; positive regulation of acrosome reaction. The record is from RefSeq and is a predicted model, not a curated record.
UCAUCAGUUAAUGAGUGAUUGCUUCCAGCUGUGCUCAGCAGGUGAUCUGAUUGGUCUGAGCUGGGAAGUGUUUGAGAUACUGGGAGGAUUAUCUGGAGAGUUUGAAUCUUCUGCAUCUUAUCUGAAAUACUGCAUCAUUUCAUCAUCACCCAUCUCACUGACUGGGCUGAGCAGGAGGUUUUUGCUGUUUCACAUUUCCAAAAAAGUCUCCUGUUGUUAUUAGAGAGCGAAAUGGUGAUUGCAGGUCACUCAGCCUCUCUGGCGCUGCUGUUAUCAUUUGCUUUCGGUGUUGCAGAUGCCAUUCGAGCUUUAAAAGAUGGACCCGUAAUUGAUGCUGAGGGAAGGGAAUUUAAAUCUGCUGCAGUGAGAGCUGAUGCAGAAAACAUCAAUGAGCCACAACCUAAUGACGGCUCCUCUGUUCGUGUACAGUGCACGGAGGUGUCCAUGAUAGUCAUGGUAAAUGCUGACCUGUAUAAAAACGGCCGUCUUGUGUCUCCUGGAGACCUUUUUCUGGGGGAGGCCGAGCAUUCAGAGAGCGGUCGGUGCAGAGUUGUUUCUGUCAGUGACACUGAGUAUGUCAUUGAAGCUGGACUGCAAGACUGUGGCACCAAAUUAACGAUAUCUGAGGACUCUGUGAUCUACUCAAACAAGCUGAUAUUCUCACCAGCUGCCUCUUACCAUGGCAUUACAAGGAUGACCAAUGCUGUAGUCCCUGUUUCCUGUCACUAUAAAAGGACACACUUUGUGAGCAGUAAUACCCAGCUGCAGCCCCUGACCCUCUCCUCUCAACACUCAGCAGGGCUCUCUGCUUUCUCCCUGAAGCUCAUGACCGAUGACUGGACAAGUGAGAUGUCCUCCAGUGUCUUCUACCUUGGCGAUAUCCUGCACCUCGAGGCAACUUAUACAGGUCCUGAUGCAGGACAAAAACGACUCUUCAUCAACAGCUGUGUUGCCACCCUGACACCUGACGUAACAUCAGUCCCCAGAUACUACUUCAUUGAAAACCAUGGGUGUGUCACUGAUUCAAAAGAGGGAGGGUCAAACACACUGUUCAAACCCAGGACGAGGACUGAUUCACUUCAACUCCAGCUCGAUGCCUUUCUCUUUCACCAUGAUCCAAGAAACUCAAUAUUUAUCACUUGCCAACUGAAAGCUACGUCUGAAAUGUGGAAGACCAGCCCUGUCAAUAAGGCCUGCAAUUACAUACAUUCAAGAUGGAAAGAUGUGGAUGGGAACGAUGGGGUGUGUCAGUGUUGUGACAGUACCUGCCACAAAAGACCAAUAAAAAAUAUGAUGGUUUGUGGCACUGUGACUCUUGGCCCUUUGAUGAUUUUCCCCAGCAAGUAAGCAAAGAACAAAUAUCCAGACAAAAAACAGCUAACCUUCAGUGCAUUAUUUCACUUGGCAAGGUGACAAUAAAAACUUUAUGAAUACAAAAAGCCUCCCUAUGACUGGAUUUUAA